UUGUCUCAAAUGCGUCAAUUAUAAGCGACAGCUAGUCACAAGCGUGGGAACACGUGGUUGGUGUUGCUGAAGGUGUUGCUGUCGCAGUUAGUUGUGUGUUUUAAAAUUUUUAGAGGGGAUAUAGUGUGUAUCCAAUGGUUUUCAAUUAUUGAGGUCCAUAUCCAGCCUGCUGUGUGCCAUUACCGCUGAUAGGCACCUGGGUACUGAGGAAAUAUCUGGUGUUUUUGCAGCAAGCUGUCGCCCAUUUUUUGCUUCCGAUCACAUUCAGGAUUUUGUGCCGACAUUUUGUUGCUUUAUACUGAAGGCACCCAUCAGAAUCCUGGUGAAACUUUUAUUGCAGAGUUGAAUGAACCAGCAAAAUGACUGAAGGUGUUGUCAAAGACAAGUCACAGACGUUCUUGAAGUUACGACUUGAGUCAAGACAUGAUGCUUUUUUGACUGAACCAUGUGUUCAAGUUACAAGUGAUGGUGAGAACAUACUUUGUCAGUGUGGUGACAAAGUGAAUGUUUUGAGUUGUGCCUCAGGAAAGGUACUGCAUGCCUUGGAGGCCAAAGAUGAUCCCAUUUAUGCCAUGAAGCUCAGUCCCAAGGAUGAUUUAUUGGUCACAAGUCACACCUCUGGUCUGCUUAGGUUGUGGGACUGGAAAAAGAAUGAGACUCAACGAGUGUGGAAGUCACUUCACAUUGGUCCCAUUCCCAAACUGGGGUUUGACAAUACAGCAACUCUGGUGGCAAGUGGAGGAGUGGAUGGAACUGUCAAGGUGUGGGACAUAGUAAGACAGUACUGUACUCACAACCUGAAGGGCUCAGUGGGUGUCAUAAGCACUAUUGAGUUUUACCAGAAGGAAAAAGAGCUGUUCAUUUAUGCAUCAGGAGAUGAUUCUGUGAUUCGCUGCUGGAAUCUUUCCACCUCUGAAGUCACUCAGGAACUGAAGGGUCAUUUCAGCAAAGUGACCAGCCUGAGCAUAUGCAGAGCCACCCAGCAGCUGAUGAGUAGUGGUCGUGACAAGGUGCUGAUGUUGUGGGACCUCAGAGAUGGAUCACUUGUCAGAACUGUGGCAACUCAUGAGGUCAUGGAAGUAGCAGUUCUGGUCCCUCCCGGUGGUUCAGUGGCAGGGAUUGAGUGUGGUGGUACCACUCAUGCCAUCACAGCUGGAGAGCGAGGAGUUCUGAGAGUCUGGAACCUGUCAACAUCUGAGUGUGUCUUUACACAAGGAGAACAUUCCAGCUCUUCAAUGAUCUGCCAGCUGCUAUUUUCUGAAAAGAACAGUACAAUGACAGUUGUGAACCAUGAGCAUAACAUUCUCAUGUAUGACAUUCAGACAGCAGAACUGAAAAGACAAUAUGUUGGCUUCAGUGAUGAAAUCCUGGAUGUUGUUUUCUGUGGUGAAAAAGAAUCCAAUGUUGCUGUGGCAACAAACAGUUCGGUCAUCAAGGUCUAUGAAGUUGACACAUUCAAUUGUCAGCUCGUCAAUGGGCACACAAACACGGUACUCUCACUUGCAGUGUCUCCAGUGAACAAGAAUCUCUUCGCAUCCAGCUCGAAGGACAACACAAUCCGUCUCUGGCGCCUCACCGAUGCACAGAAGAUCGUGUGUCUGGCUGUCGGCUCGGGCCACACCGCCUCGGUGACGUCGGUUGCCUGGAGUCAGCUGACUACCAGCUUCGUUGUGUCUGGUGCUGAGGACAAAUGUGUGAAGGUGUGGGACAUCCCAGCUUCAGCAGUUGCUGCCAAGAAGAACGAGUCUGCGGCUGCGCCGGCCGCUCUACACUGUCGCCGCACCGAGAUCGCGCAUGACAAGGACAUCAACUCGGUCGCUGUGUCGCCCAACGAUCGUCUUCUGGCCACGGCUAGCCAAGACAAGACUGCGCGGCUGUACGCCACCGAGGGCCUGGCGCUGACAGGGGUGAUGCGCGGCCACCGGCGGGGCGUCUGGUCCGUGACCUUCUCACCGGUGGACCAGAUCGCCGCCACGUGCUCGGCCGACUGCACGGUGCGGCUCUGGUCCAUCACGGACGCCAGCUGUGUCAAAACGUUCGAGGGCCAUGACUCCUCUGUGCUGCGUGUGGCGUUCCUCUGCCGUGGCAUGCAGCUCCUGACCUGCUCGGCUGACGGACUCCUCAAACUGUGGAGUGUGAAGACCAACGAGUGCGUGCAGACGUACAGCGAGCACGAGGCCAAAGUGUGGGCGCUGGCGGUGCGCGCUGAUCAGAGGCUGUUUGUGUCCGGAGGAGCCGACUCUUCCCUGCUGGUCUGGAGGGAUGUCUCGGAAGAGGAGGCGCGCGUAGACGCCGAGGCUACCGCGCUGCGCGUCUCACAAGAGCAGGCCCUCAGCAACCUGGUCCAGCAGCGCCAGUGGCUGCGAGCCCUGAAGCUGGCUAUCAAGCUGAAGCGGCCGUUCCGGUGUCUUCAGAUCCUGAAGGAGCUGCGUCGUGAUGGCGGCAACGAGACCAGUCAGCUGAGCGAUAUCCUGACUCAGCUGCGCGACGAUCAGGUGGAAGAUCUGCUGCAGUUUGUCGUCGAGUGGAACACCAACAGCAAGCACUGCCACGAGGCGCAGUUGGUGCUGAACCUGUUGCUGCGCCUCCGGCCGCCCGAGGCCUGGCUGAAGAUGUCCAACUGCCGCACCCUGAUCGAAGGACUGCUGCCGUACACAGAGAGACACUUCGAGCGGAUGAACCGUAUGCUUCAGAGCAUCAGUUUCAUCGACUACACCGCCAGCUGCCUGAAGAUCACGUCCCGUCAAGCGCCCGGACCGGCAGCUCUGACCGAGUACCCGGAUGAGGACCUCUUCACAGACGCCAAACCGGUGUUGCGCCCAGCAUUUGCCGCCCAACAAACGGCGAAUGCUGAGGAUGAUACGAAAGCUGAGGAAGAUGCAGAAGAAAAGGAUGCGGAGAAAAAUGAGAGUGAUCCCGGUGACGAUGCUCAUCUUAAGGAUGGUGCUGCUGCAGCAGUGGAAAUGCGCAAUAGCAGCGCAUCAGAGGACAGUGGACUGGAAACAGAGGAGCCUACGAAAUCGGCGAAGGCUGUGAAGCCUAAGAAAAGAGUGCUAAAGAGGGGUGGUAAGAAGGCAGCAGUUGGGGGAAAGAGUAAACGGCGGAAGGUGUGACUGUCGCUGUGGUGACUUGUUUUUUGCUUGGUCCUUUGUUGCGUGCUCUGUGACGCCGUUUUUCACCGAGCAUGUAUGUGACUUUUGUUUGACGGGAAAUGCAAUUAGUGGUAAAAUGUGAGAUGGGAUUGAUAGGAGACAUCGAGGUGUUAAUAACAAUAAGGAUCGAUCACUAGUGUGCAUUAUCAUGCUUGCUGCCGCUGCUCCCAAUGUCAAAUAAAUGCAACAGAUGGGAAUACGUUCUGUCUGUUAUUUCAACA
This is a messenger RNA of Amphibalanus amphitrite, 3373 nucleotides long. RefSeq names its product transducin beta-like protein 3. The record is from RefSeq and is a predicted model, not a curated record. Gene Ontology annotation, biological process: endonucleolytic cleavage to generate mature 5'-end of SSU-rRNA from (SSU-rRNA, 5.8S rRNA, LSU-rRNA); endonucleolytic cleavage in 5'-ETS of tricistronic rRNA transcript (SSU-rRNA, 5.8S rRNA, LSU-rRNA). The transcript has a single exon. Lineage: Eukaryota; Metazoa; Arthropoda; Thecostraca; Balanomorpha; Balanidae. Gene Ontology annotation, cellular component: 90S preribosome; nucleolus; small-subunit processome. Bases 360 to 3113 code for a protein of 917 amino acids. Gene Ontology annotation, molecular function: protein binding; U3 snoRNA binding.